GGUUAUGAAGCUUCAAAGAUAAAACAAAACAUAACCUUUCUUUAAUGUCAACAGUACUGCAUCGACCGGUGCAAUUCUCGCUAACGAAAUUGUUAAAAUAAACACAAAUUUUGUUAAUACAAACGUGGAUAAAAAUAAAAUUCUUAAUGAAGACUACUCCGCAUCAAAGAUUAGUUAUGGUUGGCGAUCGAGACGGACUAAAAGAAUUAUUACGUCGUCGAUUAGUGGAAUGUGGUUGGAGAGAUCAAGUAAAAUUAAUCUGCAAGGAGUUAAUAAAAGAACAUGGUCACGAUAUUACAUACGACAAAUUACUUUCCAUUGUUACGACUAGAGCAAGAACACUUGUACCAGACUCUGUUAAAAAGGAGCUUUUGCAAAAGAUAAAGAAUCAACUUAUUACUCAGGAAGAAAAAUUAAAAAUGUAACAAAUUAGGGAUUUUUAUUUAUAAUGUUUUAUUUUGUAAAAAGAAUAUCCUUUACUGACUACUAUGUGAGAAUAUCGUUAUAUGAUUUUAACAUACAUUA
Molecule: messenger RNA, 525 nt
Organism: Hylaeus volcanicus
Lineage: Eukaryota; Metazoa; Arthropoda; Insecta; Hymenoptera; Colletidae
Gene: e(y)2
Product: transcription and mRNA export factor ENY2
Exons: 2
Coding region: 147-425 (92 amino acids)
Biological process (GO): poly(A)+ mRNA export from nucleus; regulation of transcription by RNA polymerase II; positive regulation of DNA-templated transcription
Cellular component (GO): SAGA complex; nuclear pore; DUBm complex
Molecular function (GO): transcription coactivator activity; chromatin binding
Source: RefSeq, a predicted model, not a curated record